AUGAUUGACCAUUUCUCCAAAUACGUGAUAGCAGUAGCUCUCCCAAACUGCAAGACUACUACCGUUGCGCAAGCUAUUAUGGAUCACUGCAUCUUCAAGUAUGGGGUUAUGUCGCAGCUAAUUUCAGAUAACGCACCAUAUUUCCGAGGGGAAGUCAUGACAACUAGCGAAUCUUCGAAUUCGGCGGACAAGCCUCGGGACGGCACGUCUAGUGACAGCCCCCAGGGCAGCCAAGAGAUGGCAACUACCGACACAAACGUAGCAACCGCAGUCAACACCUCGCGAACACCAUCAUUCGCAUCGCACGAGCUGCUGGCCAGUAAUACUCCUAUUCAACCACGUAGUGGCAAUCCACAGACAACCCCCGCCCCCUCGACGUCACCUCAACACCUACCUGUCGGCCCAGACAUACAAGCCACGAGUAAGCAAUCACUUCCGCCACGUAGUGGCACUUCACCGACAAUAUCGCUCCCACAGCAAUCAGUGGAUCUCCCCUCGACCUCACGAGCUCAACCCACCCCGCCUAACUCUCUACCACCCAGACAGUCUCCACAGGGCCAACAGCGUAUCAGUCGACCGCCACAGAUAAACAAAUACAGUAGAAAACGUCGUUAUCCGUCAUCACGCAGACAAAAAUCAUUUAAGCGCCCUGCUAGAGGGCCUGCGCAAGCCGAAUGGCUACAACGACGAACCGCAGAUGACUAUUGGCACUAUCUAAUGGACAUGCACCCAUGGGCACGCCACGUCAAACCACGGCCACUUCGUCGCGAAGACCUCACCGAAGCUCAGAUCUCCAAUGUCCUGCCGGAGGACACAUACAGACAGGGAGCAGGCGAAGCAGUAACAAUCACGAAGUCUCUGUGUAAGUUCGAGUGGCCGCAGGUCCAAGAAGACGAGAUCCUCUUCACUCAGAGUCGACGUCAAGUAUCCUGUGCAGUACGCUUCUCGGAACCCCCAGCAUCCCUGACAGCACGAGACUGGUUGUGCAGACAAGUUGAGUACUUCUUCCCCGCGUAUCCAGACGAGGGUAUGGCUCCAUUGGCAGUUAUGAAGGCCCAAGAUGAUGAUGCCAAAUGGUUUUGCGACAGAAUGGGACCGUUCAACAACCUGAUCGACAAACAUGACCAGGCCAUCAGACGGAUGGGCAAGGUCUACAGCAUGGCUUGUGCUGCUCUGGCCGCCUACACCACGAUGUAUGAUGACCACAGGACUCACAGGGUAACCGGCACCGUUCCAUCACUCACGUCCUAUCCUCUGCAAAUAGAGUUCACCCUGUCGGAUAUGUCGUCAGAAACCGGAUAA
Messenger RNA from Cylicocyclus nassatus, 1302 nucleotides. The record is from the annotation of a GenBank genome assembly. NCBI's taxonomy places the organism in Eukaryota, Metazoa, Nematoda, Chromadorea, Rhabditida, Strongylidae.